CGCAUGCGCUUCUCGCGAUCCCGGCGCAUCGAUCGCUCUAGGAGCGGCUCUCCGGCCUGCGCCUCCACGGCGUGACGGCGGCCAUCUCGGCGGGAGGAGGCGCGUCUGGGGCCGGCCUAGAGCAUGGACAUCAGGCCCAACCACACCAUUUACAUCAACAACAUCAAUGACAAGAUUAAGAAAGAAGAAUUGAAGAGGUCCUUGUAUGCAUUGUUCUCCCAGUUUGGUCAUGUGGUUGACAUUGUGGCUUUGAAGACUAUGAAAAUGAGAGGACAAGCUUUUGUUAUAUUUAAAGAAUUAGGAUCAUCUACCAAUGCUCUGAGACAACUGCAAGGCUUUCCAUUUUAUGGGAAACCAAUGCGUAUUCAGUAUGCCAAAACAGACUCUGAUAUCAUCUCUAAAAUGCGUGGUACUUUUGCUGACAAGGAGAAGAGGAAGGAAAAGAAGAAGGCCAAGUCUCUGGAGCAGUCAGCUAAUGCAGCAAAUAAAAAGAUAAUUCAGGGAGCAACACAAAAUUCAACCAGUGCCCCUGGGACUUCACCGCAGAAUCAGCAGGUGCCUGAUAACCCACCAAACUAUAUUCUUUUCCUUAAUAACCUGCCUGAGGAAACAAAUGAGAUGAUGCUGUCCAUGUUAUUCAACCAGUUUCCUGGAUUCAAAGAAGUACGCUUAGUGCCUGGGCGCCAUGACAUUGCAUUUGUGGAGUUUGAAAAUGAAUGUCAAGCAGGAGCUGCUCGAGACGCUCUCCAAGGAUUCAAGAUAACUCCGUCUCAUGCCAUGAAAAUCACUUAUGCUAAGAAAUAACCAGACACUCUUUGGAAGUCUUCGUAUUGAUUUUUUUUUUUCCUAUUUUAAUAUGAUGGUACAGCAUGCUUUCUGUCCUGUGCAGAAAGGAUAAGACUGUUGUGUAAAAUCGCUGCAGCUGUCAGCACAAUUGCAGGACUUCCAUGGAUCUAUUGAAUAGUAAUUUUUUUGUGCUAAAAUACUAAUUUUUAUAAAAUAAAUUCAGCUUAUGCUGUUCUCAAA
Numida meleagris (helmeted guineafowl) is the source of this 1026-nucleotide messenger RNA. It is a transcript of the gene SNRPB2, whose product is annotated as small nuclear ribonucleoprotein polypeptide B2. The transcript is spliced from 7 exons. The coding region runs from base 124 to 804 and encodes 226 amino acids. Gene Ontology annotation, cellular component: U1 snRNP. Lineage: Eukaryota; Metazoa; Chordata; Aves; Galliformes; Numididae. Gene Ontology annotation, molecular function: U1 snRNA binding. The record is from RefSeq and is a predicted model, not a curated record. Gene Ontology annotation, biological process: mRNA splicing, via spliceosome.